ACUAAUCGAUCCACGCUGUUGAUUUCUGCGAUCUCGGAUUUCCUGGUCAGAUGAGAGCACGGAAAACACAUCAACAAAUCAUCACUCUCACUCUAUCACAUCGGAAGUCUAUUGUUAAUAUAACUUAAACGGCCGGGUGAUCGCCCCGAGUAAAGGACUAGUUUCAAGUUAUCUGUGUGGUCUCCCUGUAUCCGUGUUAAAGAUGUCUGCGUCCGCUGGCGGUGCUGUAUCUCCGGGCUCGGCCCUCUCACCCGGUCCCGCUGCGGCUCCCGGCUCCGGUAUGUCCAUGUUCCGAUGGCUGGAGGUGCUGGAGAAGGAGUUUGACAAGGCGUUUGUGGAUGUGGAUAUGUUACUGGGAGAGAUCGACCCGGAUCAGGCCGAUAUCACAUAUGAGGGCCGACAGAAGAUGACCAGUCUCAGCUCAUGUUUUGCUCAGCUGUGUCACAAAUCCCAAACCAUCUUUCAGCUCAACCACAAACUAGAGGCUCAGUUGGUGGACCUGCGCUCGGAGCUGACAGAUGUCCAGGCGGAGAAGGCUGUGGUGGAGAAGGAGGUUCAUGAACAGCUUCUUCAGCUCCACGCCAUGCAGCUCAAACUCCAAGCCAAAGGCGGACAGGCGGUCGACUCUGACUCCAUCAAGGACAGGAUGCCUGUGCCUUCAGUGGAGGACAAGGAGAAGGAACUGGAGGCCAGUAAGAAAGAAAAAGUGAAGGAGGCCAAGUUGGAGGCAGAGGUGAAGAUGUUGAAGAAAGAGAACGAGGCCCUCCGCAGGCACAUUGCGGUACUACAGGCUGAGGUGUACGGAGCCAGACUGGCGGCCAAGUAUCUGGACAAAGAGCUGGCUGGGAGGGUGCAGCAGAUCCAGUUGCUUGGGCGAGACAUGAAAGGACCGGCUCAUGACAAACUGUGGAACCAGCUUGAAGCUGAGAUUCACCUUCACCGCCACAAAACGGUGAUCCGAGCCUGCAGGGGGCGCAAUGAUCCCAAAAAACCCUUGCCAUCACCUGUGGGGCAUGAUACAGAUUCUCUGAAAAAGACUCAGGGAGUCGGCCCUAUACGCAAAGUGGUUCUGACCAAAGAAGAUCAUGAAGGACUUGGCAUCUCCAUUACCGGCGGGAAAGAGCAUGGUGUUCCCAUCCUCAUCUCCGAAAUCCACCCCACCCAGCCUGCAGAGCGCUGCAGAGGACUGCAUGUUGGAGAUGCCAUCUUAGCCGUCAACAACAUCAACCUGCGAGACGCAAAGCAUAAAGAGGCUGUCACCAUCCUCUCACAGCAGAGGGGGGAAAUCGAGUUUGAGGUGGUUUACGUGGCUCCAGAGGUGGACUCUGAUGAUGAGAAUGUGGAGUAUGAAGAUGACAGCGGACACCGCUACCGUCUGUACCUGGACGAGCUGGAGGAGGCAUCAGCAGCCAGUCACAACAAUGGCACUGCCGACCCCGCUUCCCUACAAGCUGUAGGGAAGCACUUAGUGAACAACAGAACAGAGAAUGGAGAUGCCGCCUUGUCCAGUGAAUGCCCCUCAGACGACAAGACCUCCAAGACAGCAGAGUCUGGAGAGAGUUCCUCCUAGAUUUCCAGACUAACAGAAGGAUCCUGGAGACGAGAGAGAGAGGAGCGUCAGGCGCAGAGACAGAGACCAGAAAGAGAUUACGUCUGCACAUGUAUAAUAUGUAACAUACCAGAUUCUUCUUGUUUUAUGCCGUUUGGAGAACAGACUGCUUCAGCGUCCACUGGAGAUGGAUGAACCACUGAGAAACACUGAGAGAAGAGGACAUAAUGUUACUCAGUGGCCACAAAGGAUUGUUUGCAAAUGUAUGUCACCAUCUUGCUUUAUAGUUGUAAAGAAACAAUGACAAUUUACAUAGACGAGUAAAGUGAUGGGAUGGAA
Sinocyclocheilus anshuiensis is the source of this 1888-nucleotide messenger RNA. Its product is annotated as Golgi-associated PDZ and coiled-coil motif-containing protein-like. Gene Ontology annotation, molecular function: transmembrane transporter binding. Gene Ontology annotation, biological process: negative regulation of protein localization to cell surface. Bases 203 to 1570 code for a protein of 455 amino acids. Lineage: Eukaryota; Metazoa; Chordata; Actinopteri; Cypriniformes; Cyprinidae. The transcript is spliced from 9 exons. Gene Ontology annotation, cellular component: Golgi apparatus; trans-Golgi network transport vesicle; membrane. The record is from RefSeq and is a predicted model, not a curated record.